Thermothelomyces thermophilus ATCC 42464 is the source of this 1584-nucleotide messenger RNA. RefSeq lists its product as uncharacterized. Gene Ontology annotation, molecular function: arginase activity; manganese ion binding. The record is from RefSeq and is a predicted model, not a curated record. Bases 148 to 1233 code for a protein of 361 amino acids. Lineage: Eukaryota; Fungi; Ascomycota; Sordariomycetes; Sordariales; Chaetomiaceae. The transcript is spliced from 3 exons. Gene Ontology annotation, cellular component: cytosol; nucleus; cytoplasm.
CUGGUGUUCCAGCAUCAGUUGUCCUGUGAGGCGAACAAAAGAUCUCGCGAGAUCUCGCGGUUCGAAACUCCCGCGCAGAGAGAACGAAUCGAAAGAUCAGUUGAUUCCACAUUUCCUGGUUGCUAAUAUCGCCACCCGUAUAUUACCAUGUCUCCCUCCCGUGUCAGCGGCGAUUUCAACGAAAGCGCAUCGGCGACGCAGCAAUCCUGCACCACCACCAAGCAGCCCGCCCCACGCCACUUCGGCAGGCUGGACAACACGUCCAUGAUCGAAUCCAAGUUCCUGUCGCAGCCCCAGGACCUGGGGAUCGUCGCGGUCGGUUUCUCGGGCGGGCAGCCCAAGCCGGGAGUCGACGCGGCGCCCGCUGCGCUGAUCGAGUCGGGCCUGCUGACACAGCUGCGCGACGACCUCGGCUACAGGCUGCACGGCCAUGACGCCGUGCAUUCGUUCUCCGACGUCGUGCCGGCGCAGGACCCGCCCCACCGCGGCAUGAAGAACCCCCGCGCCGUGUCGGCUGUCACGAGGCGCAUCGCCGAACAGGUCUACAGGCACGCCAAGGAAGGCAGGCUGGUGUUGACCCUGGGCGGGGACCACAGCAUCGCCAUCGGCACCAUCGCGGGGACCGCCAAGGCCACCAGGGAGAGGAUCGGGAGGGACAUUGCGGUCAUUUGGGUCGAUGCGCACGCCGACAUCAACACCCCGGAGACGAGCGGCAGCGGCAACGUGCACGGAAUGCCCGUCAGCUUCCUGACCGGCCUCGCGCGCGAUGAUAAGGAGGAGUUCUUUGGCUGGUUGACGGACGAGCACCGGGUGAGCGUCAAGAAGCUGGUGUACAUUGGGUUGCGGGAUGUGGACGCCGGGGAGAAGCGUAUCCUGCGGGAGAAUGGCAUCAAGGCGUUCAGCAUGUUUGACAUCGACAAGCACGGCAUCGGUCGCGUCAUGGAGAUGGCGCUCGCGCACAUCGGCAACGACACUCCGAUCCACCUCUCGUUCGAUGUCGACGCCCUCGACCCCAUGUGGGCGCCGUCGACCGGCACGCCGGUGCGUGGGGGUCUAACCCUGCGCGAGGGCGACUUCAUCUGCGAGUCGGUGCACCAGACCGGCAGCCUGGUGGCGGUGGACCUCGUCGAGGUCAACCCCCGCCUGGCGGCAGAUACCGACCUGGGCGCCCACGAGACCGUCCGAGCCGGCUGCUCCCUCGUCCGCUGCGCUCUCGGCGAGAGCCUGCUGUGAGGCGGGGAACGGGGUGUGAUGACGAAGACGUAGCGGAUUGCGGCGCAGGGUUUUGGUUGGUCUGCGGUUAGAUCUCAAUUGUCGGGCACAGAUCUUCUUGUGGCGCUCAAGGGCGGUUCAAUCGCAAAUUCUACAUAGGGCUCGGAUCUCGGGACACGACAGAACUUUCUUUCCUUGGCACCACCUUUCGGCGCUGUUUUCACGGCUCGCUAGUCAUUUAUAUGUACAUACAGACAUAUUGCUUCAUCUCUAUAUCUCUAUGACUGUAGACAGGCGUCUGGUUAGACACAGAAUUUAAAGACGUAGGAAAUGACCCAUCCUGAUCUCCUUACGUGAUAUACUUCGGUAGGC